Messenger RNA from Anastrepha obliqua, 1410 nucleotides. Its product is annotated as jerky protein homolog-like. Gene Ontology annotation, molecular function: DNA binding. The record is from RefSeq and is a predicted model, not a curated record. The transcript has 3 exons. Lineage: Eukaryota; Metazoa; Arthropoda; Insecta; Diptera; Tephritidae. Bases 1 to 1410 code for a protein of 469 amino acids. Gene Ontology annotation, cellular component: nucleus.
AUGAGUGCAAAGCGCAAACGAAUUGUGGUUUCGAUGGAUACACGUUUAAAAGUGCUAAGGCGGAUUGAUAAUGGUGAAUCCGUAGCGAAAAUAUGUGCAGAAUUUAAUGUUGGAAAAAGCACUGUAAAUGACUGGCGAAGAGAUAGGCGUUCAAUUGAGGAGUUUUGCUCGAAAAUGGAAUCUGAUAGAAAUCUGGGUAGCCGUUGUACGAGAAUAAAACCGAUUUGCGAGGUCGUCGAUGAAGCUUUGUGGAUCUGGUUUCUUCAGGAACGUCGAAGAGGUACACCGAUUGGCGGCCCAAUUUUGAAAGAAAAAGCUUUGGCUAUCCACCAGAAGAUUAAUAUUGGAGGUGACUUUGUGGCAAGUGAUGAUUGGCUUAAUCGAUGGAAGAAGCGACACGGAAUUAAUUUCGCACAUGUAAGUGGAGAAAAAAUGUCUGCUGAUACUUCUGGUGCGACACAAUUCAAGACUAAGUUUGGUGAAAUGGUUAAAACAGAGGAAUUAUCACCAGAACAAGUCUAUAAUAUGGACGAGACCGGGCUAAACAUUAAAAUGUUACCAGAAACAACUUUUCUAGGCAGUCAUGAACAGUCUGCCUCUGGCUUCAAAAAGAACAAAGAACCAAUUCUUGUGUUAGAUAAUGCUCCAACCCAUCCUUAUGACUGCGCUGUAGAUGACAUAAAAUUAGUUUAUCUUCCUCCUAAUGUGACAAGCUUAGUGCAACCAAUGGACCAAGGAGUGAUCAAAAGCUUAAAAAGAGGAUACAGGCGUAAACUUGUUUCUGAAAUUCUGCAACAUUCGGAGAGUGAAGACAAAGGUCUUUUAGAAGUCAUCAAAAAGAUCAAUAUCAAGGAUGUUAUCUAUAUGUUCGCUACAGCAUUUCAAGAAAUGCCCUCUUCAAAGUUUGUUAAGUCUUGGAGAAAACUUUGGCCAGAUGUUGAGAAUCUGAUUGUGAUCUCGAAUAUUGCAGGGACUGAAGAAGAAGAAAACAAAUCUACUUUACAAGACCUUCAAAAGUUAUCGGGUAACGAAUCAUUACAGGCAGAAGAUGUGGAAAAUUGGAUGAUAAACUGUGACGAACACCUUGAAAAUGAAUUUUUGAAUGAUGACGAAAUCAUAGAUUUAGCAAACAAAGAACAAGAGGAAGAUGAUGAAAGUAAUGACGUUGAAGAGGAGAAAACAGUUUCUCAUGAAGAAGCCAAAAAUGUGAUGGAAAUUGCAUUAAAAUACAUUGAGCAGCAACAUGAGUCAACAGCAUUAGACGUUUUGACACAGAAGUCUGCAAUGUCAAAGACAUGUUGGCGCGCUUUAGCACAUUACAUAAAACGUCAGAAACAGCAGCAACAACAACAACUAAAACUAAACAGCGACAUCAACUGCUAUAACAGCAGAAACAGCGGACAUACAUAA